Messenger RNA from Sodiomyces alkalinus F11, 2316 nucleotides. RefSeq lists its product as hypothetical. Bases 1 to 2316 code for a protein of 771 amino acids. Lineage: Eukaryota; Fungi; Ascomycota; Sordariomycetes; Glomerellales; Plectosphaerellaceae. Gene Ontology annotation, biological process: cell motility; actin filament organization. The transcript is spliced from 3 exons. Gene Ontology annotation, cellular component: plasma membrane. The record is from RefSeq and is a predicted model, not a curated record.
AUGGACCAGGCAGAUAUCCCCGCGCUCUUGUCGCGGCUCGCGAGCGACGAGGAUGUUGCCCGGAAAAUGGCAGUCUUCAAACUUCAGUCCUCCAUCAACGACCCGGCCUUCGCAGACGUCUUCAUCUCCUCCGGCGGCCUCGUCCUCCUUCGACGCCUCAUCAUGACCAACGGCGGGAACACGCUUGCCUACUCCCUCCAGAGCCUGACGAGGUUACUGGAGGUGGACAUGGGAUGGGAUAUCUUCGAGGGUCCCGCCGCCGGGGACCUGGUCGAGCGCAUCGUCGAGCUCAUCGUCACCAACCCGCUCGUCAACAUCCUCCGCGGCGCCAUGUCCAUUCUAGUGGCCCUCGUCAGCCACUCGCAGUCCAGCACCAGCCGCGGCGCCGUCCCCGCCGUCCCGGGCUCGUUCGGUUUCCGCGCCCUCAAGCCUGCCGUCGCCGUCUACCCCCAGUUCUUCGAGCACGUCAUCGCCCAGCUGCGGUCCGCCGACCACGCCCUGUGCGGUAACGCCCUGAUGCUCAUUAAUGCUCUCAUACGCGAUGUGGUCUCGGGGGAUGCUGCUGCUGCUGCUGCGGCCCCGACCACGACGGCGGGCAGGGGAGGUUCCUCCUCGACGGAGGACUGGUCCAAGUUCAUCAAGCGGUUGCAAGAUUUGGGACUCAUCAAGGCGGUGUAUGACCUAUUGCAGAGUUCGGCGUUGCAGGAUCUCGCCCACCCGCUGCUCGAGUUUCAGUCCUUGACGAAGAUGCUGCUGAGGAAGUGGAGGGACGUGAGGGUCGAUGUGGAGCGGGCCGAACACCGGCGUGGUCUGAAGGGAUUACACCUCGCCAGCGCGCCGGACAGACAACCUCCGGGUGGAGUAACGUCAGACGAACCAACCGAGGGAGCGAGGAAAGGAAGCCGACGCCAUAACCCGGAAAAAUGGAGGAGGUUGGGUUUCGAAACGGAAAGCCCCGCCCAGGAGUUCGAAGUGACCGGCUUCCUCGGCAUGAUGGACCUGACCGACUACGUGCGCAAGAACGAGGACCGGUUCCAGAAGAUGCUCCUCGAGCAGUCGACCAAGCCGCUCCACCAGCGCUGCCCCAUCGCGCGGGCGAGCCUGGCCGUGACCAUGGUCCUGUACGAGCACUUCGAGGUCGACAAGUCCGAGGCCGAGGACCUUAAGGGGUUCCAAGGCCUGGACGGGACCAAGAACAGCGACAAGCUCUUCCGGCCGCUGCUCCUCCAGUGGUCGAGGCUGCACACCGCCACCCUGCUGGCCUUGUUCCGCGUGUGGAAGGCCACGGGCGCCGAGCAGGCCGACUUUGACAAGGUGGUCGAGCUGGUGCGCAUCCUCGUCGACCAGGUGGUCGGCCAGGCCCCGCGGACGAAAGACGUCGCCGAGGUGGAGGAGGACUUGCAGGAAUACGACUGCGGCCGGCUCCGCGAGCUGCAGAUGGACCUCCUCGAGCUCUCGUUCGAGGACCAGUGGGGCCAGCAUCUCUUCCGCGUCCGGGACGAGCUCAGACAGGAAGCCCUGCAGUUCGUCAAGGAGCAGAGGAUCCGCUGUCUUUUGCAGGGGUCAUGGUUCUCCAAACCCAUGCCCCGUCGCGACACCCAGCCCACGACGACGGCGGCGACGGCAACGGCGACGCAUAACCGCGACGAUUCCUCCUCUUCGGCUAGGCGGCUUUACACCCCAACACCGUGGCGCUUCGCCCGCCUCUCCCACAACCGCCGCUUCCUGCACUACGACGACUUCGAGACCCGCCCGCCGCAGGACCCCGCCCUGGACGUCCUCGCCGAGAAAGUCGACCUCACCACCAUCAGCUCCGUCGUCUCCAACGUCACCGGCCCCAGCGAGGGCACCGCGGCGCCCGACGCCCGCAGCGCCGCCAGCGGCAACAGCACCAUCAACAACAACAACAACAAGGGCCACGCUCUCCCGGCCGGAACCGCGCCCCCGACGUCCACGACCAAGAUCACCGUCUUCAGCUACGCCCACCCUCCCGAGACGGCUACUGCCGCCGACGCAGGCGCACAGUCGCCGAACCAACCGCGCGAAGUACGCGAAGUACGCGAAGCACCCGUGCUGACGCUGUUCCCGCUCGACCACAGCGUCGCGUCCGAGUGGCUGGACGGGCUGCUCAUGCUGCUGAACCAGGCGCCCAUCACGGCGGAGACUAACAAGCUCGUCGGGCUGGUGAGCGAGUAUGGGCUCAAGAUCAGGUUGCUGAACGUGCGCGUCGAUGCGGCGUAUGCGGGGCCGCCUCUGGGGGCGGGGGUCGUGCCGAGUCGGGAGGGGUUGGAUGAGGAUUAUUACUAUGAGGUGUGA